Paraglomus brasilianum is the source of this 269-nucleotide messenger RNA. Lineage: Eukaryota; Fungi; Glomeromycota; Glomeromycetes; Paraglomerales; Paraglomeraceae. The record is from the annotation of a GenBank genome assembly.
AUGGCCACCGUCGAGGAAAUCAAGCAACAACUGGAAAGAGCGAACAAGGAUGAGUUUGACAUUCUGACGUAUGGUGAAAUUGGUGGAAGUGAUCAAGAUGGCUUGGGUAAUGCUCCAAACUACGAUUGGUGCAGCAGAGAAGAGGAGCGCGCGGAAGAGUUGUUGGAAAACGACAAGGAGAGCAAGAAGCAAGGGAAACAAGGAAAACACACAGACAGAGGAAGAAGAGAAGAGACACAAGAACGAGAGAUUAGGCGAGAGAAGCAUGG